Messenger RNA from Musca vetustissima, 903 nucleotides. It is a transcript of the gene Coq5, whose product is annotated as 2-methoxy-6-polyprenyl-1,4-benzoquinol methylase, mitochondrial. Gene Ontology annotation, molecular function: methyltransferase activity. NCBI's taxonomy places the organism in Eukaryota, Metazoa, Arthropoda, Insecta, Diptera, Muscidae. Gene Ontology annotation, biological process: ubiquinone biosynthetic process. The transcript has 3 exons. The record is from RefSeq and is a predicted model, not a curated record. Bases 1 to 903 code for a protein of 300 amino acids.
AUGAAUAUAACACGCAACCUUUGUUUGGCCCAGUUAAGACAAGGUCCACGUAGAUUCCAAAGGGCCUCUGUAAGAUGGCAAACAUCACAGGCCACAACAAAUUCUGGCACAACAACGGGUGAAGAGGGCACAACACAUUUUGGUUUUCAAACCGUCAAGGAAAGUGAAAAGGUGGAAAAGGUCCACAAAGUCUUUGAAGAUGUUGCCAAAUCCUAUGACAUUAUGAACGAUGCCAUGUCCAUGGGCAUACAUCGUGUCUGGAAAGAUAUGUUUAUUGAACGUUUGGGUCCACAGCAUGGUACCUGCCAUCUGGAUAUGGCCGGUGGCACCGGUGACAUUUCAUUUCGUUUUAUUAAAUAUUUACAAAAUCAAGCAAAUCCAAAGGGUUUAAAAAGUCAUGUCACCGUAUCGGAUAUAAAUCAACAUAUGUUAAAUGUCGGCGAGGAGCGGGCCAAAAAAUUAGGACUUACCGAAGAGAAAUUGGCAAAUAUGACCAUUGAAUGGAAAUGUGCCAAUGCUGAGGAAUUGCCAUUUGCCGAUAAUUCAUAUAAUUCCUAUACAAUUGCAUUUGGUAUUCGAAAUUGUACACACAUUGAUAAGGUCCUCAGUGAAGCCUAUCGUGUCCUGAAGCCAGGUGGUCGUUUUAUGUGCCUGGAAUUUAGCCAUUUAAACAGCAAUACACUGCAAUGGCUUUACGAUCAAUAUUCGUUUAAUGUCAUCCCUCCCAUGGGCCAAAUAUUGGCUGGCCAAUGGCAACCCUAUCAAUAUUUGGUGGAAAGUAUACGCAAAUUUCCCAAGCAGGAGGAUUUCAAACAAAUGAUCGUGGAUGCCGGUUUUAGUAUGGUGCGUUAUGAGAAUUUGACAUUCGGCGUUGUUAGUAUACAUUCGGGUUUUAAAUUGUAA